This is a messenger RNA of Didymodactylos carnosus, 2778 nucleotides long. The record is from the annotation of a GenBank genome assembly. NCBI's taxonomy places the organism in Eukaryota, Metazoa, Rotifera, Eurotatoria, Philodinida, Philodinidae.
AUGGCAAAUAGCACUGAUCAACCAACACAACCACAAUUAAGAUAUGGCUUGAAACCAAAUGAUGCAAUAUUAUCUCGAGAUGAACAUAAAGAUCUAAUCGAACGACUUUUACGUGACUGUACUUAUGAAUUUAUUGCCGGUGGUUCAACGCAAAAUACAAUGAGAGCAGCGGUGUGGUUGCUUCAACAACCAAAUGUCGCUACAUACAUGGGCUGUGUUGGUCAAGAUAAAUAUAAUCAAUUGCUGCAUGUAGAAGCAUCGCGAGCUGGCCUUAUUUUAUCGUAUCAAGUCGAUCCAGAACAUCCAACAGGAACGUGUGCUGUAUUAAUCACAGAUAAUAACAGAUCAUUAGUUGCUAACCUUGGUGCGGCUAAUCAUUUUACAAUAUCACAUUUAGAAAAAAAUUGGAGUUAUCUUGAAAAUGCAAAAAUUCUUUACACAGCUGGUUUUUUUUACACAGUGUGUCCAGAAGCUGUUAUGAGUAUUUGUGAACAUUCAAAUAAAACUGAUAAAUACUUUUGUACAAAUUUGUCGGCUCCAUUUAUUUGUGAACAUUUUGGAACCCGAUUAAUGGAGGCAAUGCCCUAUGUUGAUUAUCUGUUUGGAAAUGAAACAGAAGCAAGAUGUUUUGCCAAAACACAAUUGAAACUAGAUACUGAAGAUGUUCGUACUAUAGCCAAAGCAUUAAGUGAAUUACCAAAAACAAAUAGUAAACACCCGAGAGUUGUUAUUAUCACUCAAGGUUCAGAUCCCACUGUAAUGGCGACAAAUUCUGAAGUUCGAAGUUUUGUAGUAAAAAAACCAUUGGCGAUUGUUGAUACAAAUGGAGCUGGAGAUUCAUUUGUUGGAGAAAUGGACAAUGUUGUAUUAAAUGUAACAAAUUCAACAUCGUCAACAACUCAAACCACAUCAGCCACCACUACUUCAUCAUCAUCUCGUCCCGUUCAUUCUUCUAAACGUACAUUUUCUGAUUCGGAUAGUUCAAGUCGUACUGAACGUCAUCUCUAUUCAUUUUCUCACAUGUGGAUCAUCAAUUAUCUUUCAUCAUAUAUCGAUGAUUCUGGAUCACCGAAUUGUUUACAAUCAGAACAGUUUUCACCGAUUGGCACACCAUAUUCAAAUACAAAUUGGAGUUUAAAAUUAUAUCCUAGAGGUGUUAACGAUAAACAACAUAAUUAUAUUGCCAUAUUUCUCAAAUAUGUUAGUGGUACAACGGCAAAUAUCAAGGCAAAAGCAGAAUUUAAUUUGAUUAGUCGACAAAAUGAAUUAGUCAUGUUAAGAUCAACAAAUUUUCACACAUUUAAUUCUGGAUCAGAUUGGGGAUAUUCCGAAUUUCUAGAUUCGACGUAUUUAAAUUCUCGGCGUUCAGAUUUACUCAGCGAUGAUCGUUUACGAGUGUAUGUUCGAGUUAUUAUUGUUGAUGAAAAAGAGAAUAAUUUUAACAAUGAUCUGUUACUUCAACAACAACAGUUAGCCACUCAGUCAAAGAUUACUACAUCAUGCAGCUCUUCAUCCUCGUCUGCCUCUUCUUCAUCAUCCGCAGGCUCUCAUCAAAAUUCAUCAAAUCCGACAACUUCUUCUCUACCUAUCACACAUCAUUUUUAUCAAGGUCUAUUCGCGGACGAUAAAGAACGUUUGAAAUCAAUAGAAUUAUUAUCAAAACAAAUUAAAACAUUGUUUGAUGAACAAAAAUUUACAGAUGUUAAUAUACAUGUCAUACCAAAACAACAACAGAAAAAACGAACAUUAUCAUAUUCGAGUUGUUGCUCAUGCUGUGAACAACAACAACAAGAAGAACAGUAUACUCAAGUGCCCAAUAAAGAUCAACAUCACGAUCAAGUAGAUGAUCAAUCUUCUCGUUUAAAUCCAGUCACUUCAACUGUUACAUCAAGGCGUGCAACACGAUCGACAUCUCGCAUAGCCCAAUCUAGUUCAUCUGAUUCUACAUCCUCUUGUUCAACUUCAACGCCAAAUUGUGUUGAAGAAUUGUCAACUCUUUCAUUUAAACCUACAAAACGUUUAAUAGCAUGUUCUUGUUUUUGUCAUCAUCAUACACAUGUUGAAUCUCGUCGAUAUAAAGAUGAAAUUCACAUCGAUGAAUCAUCAUCGUCAUCAACUGAAUCAUUACAAGACACUGCCUGUUCUCCUGUCGUACGUCCAUUGGCUACAUAUCAUGCUCAUAAAGCUAUUUUAAUGGCGCGUUCAUCUGCAUUUGCUCAACAAAUCAGUCAUACUGAACAAAAACAACAACAUUCAAUAAUAACAAAGCCGAACCGUACUGAAUUUAAUGGAAACGAAUCUACAACAUCAAUAGACAUUUAUAUUGAUGGGUUAAAACCAUCCACAGUCCAAGGUAUGUUGACGUAUAUUUAUGCUGGUCGAAUUGAUACAAAAUCUUUAACUACUGAUGCUCAGGACGAUCAAGGUAUAAAUCCGAUUGAUUUAUUUCGUGCUUCAGUAUUCUAUGAUUUACACGAAUUACGUGAUAUAUCCAAAUAUCAAAUGUUAGAAGCGUUGAAGUCGGACACAGCUGUGGAAAUGUUAGAAGUUGCUGAUGAAGCAAAUGAUUAUGAAUUGAAACAACAAGUUUUAUCGUAUAUUCGUUCGAAUGCCGCUGCUGUUUCAAAGACUAAUGGUUGGCUAAAUUUUUCCAAGAAAAAUCCUCAUUUACUUAUUGAUGCAUUUCGAUCAUUAGUCACACCACCAAAUACCUUAGAGUCAACAGAAACCGCUAAAUGUCAUCAUAGAUCACAUGUUAAAUGUUUAAAACAUGAAUAA